UCCAAACCUCACGCCUCUGCGGCUCUGCCCUCUGCUCUCUGCUCCAGAGUCCAAACCUCACUAUCCGUGCCUCCGUCACUUAGCAACUCGCACGGUCCACGCCCAAGCCUCCUCUUUCCUAUGGCACUAAGAGGUGUUUGGCAACUUCAGAAGCUGGUAGUGAGCUACUGUGAUUGGGGAGGCAGCAGCAGGGGUUUAAGGGCAUUUGUUGAGUCUCAUUUGCCAGCAUUCAAAGAGGUCAAUCCUCAUCUGGAAGUGGUCACUGAGCUCAAUCGUGGUCAACAUCCGUUUUUGAAGGGAUUAUACAAAAACAAGAAUGAGCGAGCUGUAUCUGUUAAAAACUUGAAUCCGGAGGAAAUUGUGUUACAAGCUACGAGGCUAAGGAAUUCGUUAGGGCGAAAGGUGGUGAAGAUGAAGACUAGACAUGUUACUAAACACCCAAGUGUUCAAGGCACAUGGAGUACAGAAUUGAAGAUGUAAUGCCACAAAGGACCUUUGGUUUGUUUUCUUGGGAGACUCCAUUUUGGCCCUGCAAUAUUAGCUCUGUUUUUAUAGCCAAACUUGAUAUCUAUUGUAUAAUCUUCUGUGUUUUGGUGAAACUUUUAGCUCAAGAAUGUUAAGUUAUGCCUAUUAAAUAAACAACUUUUCAAUCCAA
Ipomoea triloba (trilobed morning glory) is the source of this 655-nucleotide messenger RNA. Its product is annotated as 54S ribosomal protein L51, mitochondrial-like. NCBI's taxonomy places the organism in Eukaryota, Viridiplantae, Streptophyta, Magnoliopsida, Solanales, Convolvulaceae. Gene Ontology annotation, molecular function: structural constituent of ribosome. Gene Ontology annotation, biological process: mitochondrial translation. Bases 121 to 480 code for a protein of 119 amino acids. The transcript has 4 exons. Gene Ontology annotation, cellular component: mitochondrial large ribosomal subunit. The record is from RefSeq and is a predicted model, not a curated record.